AUGGGCAAACUACUCCAAGUAUUCAUCGUUGGUGGAUUAGUACGGUUCCUACUACCCACAUUUAUACCCUCGAUCACGACCUCCCUCUCGUCAACAGUUGAAUUGAGUACACCUAUAUCCUCGUUCAAGUCCCUUCUCGAAGCUAUAUACCUUUACAAUCAUGGCAUUGGUUUGUACGACGGGGGUGUGAACCAUCACCCGCCAUUGGUUGUUGUGACUGCCUCUUGGAUCAGCUUGUUACCUGUGCUGUAUUUAUGGUUCAAUUUGGUUUGCACUGUCACCGAUCUACUCAUUGCGUGGAAGAUUGUUCAGCUUAACCAAUGGUACAAUAAUUCACGCGGCAAGAUUUAUGGAACACAAGUGACGGGCUUCAAUGAUGACUUGAUUGCAUGUUUUUACUUGUUUAAUCCAUUGAUCAUAUUGACGAAUUUGAGCCAUUCCACUGUUGUGUUUACGUGGUAUUUUAUUAUUGAGAGCUUAGUUCAAAUCACAUUAAAGAAAAACAUUGUUCGAUCAAUGAUUGCGUUUGCAGUUGCAACAUACUCAUCAUUCAAUGCGUUGUAUCUAUUUCCGUCAAUAAUAGGACUAGGUUUAAAAAGCCUUCCAAUCUCGCCAGCAAAGAUUUUACGCGUCAGUUUGGCGGUGUAUUUUGGAUCAGUAGCUCUCUUAGUGUUGGCUUCCGUUGCAUUCACAUCAUCCUGGAGAUUUAUUGAUAGCUGCUACUUGACCGUGAUAUAUUUCAAAAAGAUAACACCCAAUGUCGGAUUAUGGUGGUAUUUAUUUACUGAAAUGUUUGAAUUUUUUACACCAUUUUACCUUGGAAUGUUCAACUUGUACUCCUUUUCAUUUAUAAUCCCAAUUGCUAUGCGUUUAUAUGAAUCAAAAAGUACACCAAAGUUGGGCGACUCAUUUUUGGCUGUGCUAGUGUCUUUAUUAUGGAUCUCAUUUACGAAAUCUUACCCAACCGUUGGAGAUUUAGGAUUUGCAUUGUCCAUAUUGCCGAUUUUCAAAGGAUCUGUCCUACCUUACUGCAAAUUGAUAUUCAUUUCAGGGAUAACUUUGGUGACAACUCUUAUAUUGUCCCCUAUAUUUUACUAUUGCUGGAUCGUUUUGGGGUCCGGUAACGCAAACUUCUUUUACAGUAUCAAUUUGAUCUGGGGUGGUGUACACAUUCUCGUGAUGAUGGAUUUGUUAUGGGCCAAACUAAUUGUGGACUACGGUGUUGAAAAUGGAAUCAGUGGGGAGAAUCUUAAAAAAAUCAACUUGGCACAGUUAUAA
Molecule: messenger RNA, 1278 nt
Organism: Lodderomyces theae
Lineage: Eukaryota; Fungi; Ascomycota; Pichiomycetes; Serinales; Debaryomycetaceae
Product: GPI-anchor transamidase subunit
Exons: 1
Coding region: 1-1278 (425 amino acids)
Biological process (GO): protein localization to cell surface; attachment of GPI anchor to protein
Cellular component (GO): membrane; GPI-anchor transamidase complex
Source: RefSeq, a predicted model, not a curated record